AUGGUGUACUUCAUUUCCAUGGUCAGACAAAAGAACUGGCUACAUUUUAAUGGCCAAGCACUCAACAUGGGUGGAAAGUCCACCCAUCGCGGUGGGAAGCUUAUCGUCGGGCGCAUAAGUUUCGUUACCCCUGUUGCCUUAAAUGUUGAGAAAUUUUACGGAAGAGCCUGCGUACCGACUGUGUACUAUCCUCGGAGAGAAAUCACUAACAGCCAUCAAGGCAUGAUUAGUACAUGUGUUCCUAUUCAUGACGUCAAUAACGCUGGUCAUGGUGGGAAGAAGGCACCUCACAAUCAAGUCGCGAUCCACGUGGAACAGCCAUUGGUGAUUGACUUCUGA
Messenger RNA from Suillus discolor, 339 nucleotides. RefSeq lists its product as uncharacterized. The coding region runs from base 1 to 339 and encodes 112 amino acids. The record is from RefSeq and is a predicted model, not a curated record. NCBI's taxonomy places the organism in Eukaryota, Fungi, Basidiomycota, Agaricomycetes, Boletales, Suillaceae. The transcript is spliced from 4 exons.